This is a messenger RNA of Parasteatoda tepidariorum (common house spider), 768 nucleotides long. RefSeq lists its product as uncharacterized. The record is from RefSeq and is a predicted model, not a curated record. Lineage: Eukaryota; Metazoa; Arthropoda; Arachnida; Araneae; Theridiidae.
AUGGCCUUCAAUCACAGGAUUGGUUUAUCCACAGUUUCUGCAAUAAUAAAUGAAACUUGUGAAAGUAUUUGGGGUUGCCUAACUCCAAUUUACUUGAAAAAACCGAAUGAACAGAUGUGGGAGCAGAAAGCAUCUACCUUUUUGGAUAUUACAAACUUUCCGAAUUGUGUCGGGGCUAUUGAUGGCAAGCAAGUUAUCAUACAAGCUCCCGGGAACAGUGACUCCCUUUACUUUAACUAUAAGGGAACUUACAGUGUAGUGCUUUUGGCAGCAUGUGACGCCACAUACUGCUACACAUUUGUGGACAUAGGUGCAUAUGGUAAGCAAGGAGACUCUACUAUAUUUUCAGAGUCCCAGCUGGGUAAACUCUUGUUUGAAGGAGGGCUUAAUCUGCCCUGGGACAGAUGCCUUCCCCAGGGCAAUGAAGAAUUGUCUCUUGUAUUCGUAGCAGAUGAGGCCUUGCAACUGAAAAAGAACAUAAUGAGGCCAUAUCCAGGCAAAAAUAUGAGUCAAGAUCAAGAGGCCUUUAACUACAGACUAUGCAGAGCCAGAAGGCUCAUUGAGAACACUUUUGGCAUAACAAGCAGUCGUUGGCGAAUAUUGAGAAAGCCAAUUGUAUCCUCGAUAUCAACGGUAGAGAAGAUAGUGAAAGCUGUUGUUUGCUUGCACAAUUUUGUUUGUCAAAACGAAGUUAAUUCUACUGUCUGCCAACGCAACGCCACUACUUGCCUUGUGCAUAUGCAGACUCAAAAGUGGAUGGCAUUAUAA